AUGCCUCAGGAGACAGAGCCCCUUGCAACCGAUCAAAACACACAGCAAACGACUGGUAAAGGAAGAGCAUUGCUACACGUGCCAUCCAGGACAUCUUCCCAGAGACACCAGUCUUCGCCGACGGCUUCCGGAUUGAGCGGCGCCACGGCCAACGAUUCACGCCAGAGCCUCGGAGAUCUCUCCAAAGAAUCAGCAAGCAUGCGGAGCCGACAACGCAACGGAAGCGCCUCCAGUCGUCGGUCUGGUGCUGACACAGAGCCUGCAUCUACUCCCAUUAAUUCUCAGCCCAGCUCGCCCGCCGCGGCACCCCACAAAAAGAAGAAGAGCGGCGGCCUCCUGUCCCUUCUAGGCUGUUGUGGUGGCGUCCCAGAUUCGACGAACAACGGUGAGGGGAGCGAAGAGAACGUCCACAAACUCGACAAGCUGCCAAACCGGCCGGGAUCAUCUUCGCGCCCGACAGCCCACACUCCCCCCGACCAACAGCCGACGGUGAAUGUCAACAAGUCUCGGCUGAACGAGAAGGCUCCAGCGACGACCGACGCGCCAAGAAAGGACUCCGCGGCGAAGGAUAAGAGGGCUUCUAACACGAGCACACACGAUCAGUCUACCGUAGGCGGAGAGCGACCCGAGAGGGAGUCCAAGCAAUCCAUUAUUCCUCCACCCUCAGUCCAGAUCCAACCACCGAACAACGGAUCGAUAAAAGAGGCACCCGUCGCGCCAGAUUCAACCGUGCCUAGUGAUACGAAGGAUGAGGAGGGUGAUAUCAAGAUGGCUGAUGCUGACAUUGAGGAACCUCAACCGCAACAUCAAGAGCAGCACGAUGAUCAGUUGCCCCAACAGGAACAGCAGCAGCAGCAGCAACAACAAGAGGAAGAAGAAAUCAGGCAAGAGCCCAACACCGACGAACCCGUGUCACAAAUACCACCGCCGCCUCCCGGACCCAGUCCCUCCACUACAGCUCCCGUCCACGAUCUUUCCGAGUCAUCUGAUUUCGCUCCAGAGCACCAGCAAAUCUCGUUAUUACCACCCAUUCGGCCCGAGCACAAAGGAAGGAAAUGCCUGGUACUCGACCUCGAUGAAACUCUUGUCCACAGCUCCUUCAAGAUCCUACAUCAAGCCGACUUCACGAUCCCAGUAGAGAUUGAGGGCAAUUACCACAACGUCUAUGUCAUCAAGCGACCUGGUGUAGAUGAGUUCAUGAAGAGGGUAGGAGAACUCUACGAAGUUGUCGUUUUCACGGCUUCUGUCUCCAAGUAUGGCGACCCUCUCUUGGAUCAACUCGAUAUCCACAACGUUGUUCACCACCGACUUUUCCGCGAAUCCUGCUAUAACCACCAAGGCAACUACGUCAAAGAUUUGUCGCAAGUUGGAAGGGACCUAAAAGAUACCAUUAUCAUCGACAAUUCUCCCACUUCUUAUAUAUUCCACCCACAGCACGCCCUGCCGAUAAGUAGCUGGUUCUCGGAUGCGCACGAUAAUGAGCUUUUGGACCUUAUCCCCGUCCUCGAAGAUCUAGCCGGACCCAACGUCAGGGAUGUCAGCCUCGUUCUCGACGUUACUCUCUAA
This is a messenger RNA of Scedosporium apiospermum, 1566 nucleotides long. Its product is annotated as Phosphatase PSR1. Lineage: Eukaryota; Fungi; Ascomycota; Sordariomycetes; Microascales; Microascaceae. Bases 1 to 1566 code for a protein of 521 amino acids. The transcript is spliced from 3 exons. Gene Ontology annotation, cellular component: plasma membrane. Gene Ontology annotation, molecular function: phosphoprotein phosphatase activity. The record is from RefSeq and is a predicted model, not a curated record.